Chlamydomonas reinhardtii is the source of this 1320-nucleotide messenger RNA. RefSeq lists its product as uncharacterized. NCBI's taxonomy places the organism in Eukaryota, Viridiplantae, Chlorophyta, Chlorophyceae, Chlamydomonadales, Chlamydomonadaceae. The record is from RefSeq and is a predicted model, not a curated record. Bases 277 to 1134 code for a protein of 285 amino acids. The transcript has a single exon.
CGUUUGCGACGUCAAGGCAUGAGCGGGCAUGAGCGACAACAGACAACACAACACAACACAACACAACACAACACAACAGCUAAACGACACAACACAACACAACACGAGACUAGUGCAGCCGCAAACACAACACAACACAACCGCCACAAAAUGGGCAAACACGGUCACCGUGUAAACAAAACUACGACCCAACUCGCUGAUCAACCUAGGGCAGCGUGGCGAGCGUCCCAGGAAUCGCCUCAAUCGUCUCUAUCGCACUCAGGACACUCGCCGGAGAUGGCGAGCAGCGGACCCGAGCGUCGGCUGGACACUCACAGCAGUUCCAGCAGCAGUGGAGACAGGCAGGCCUCCGGACAGCACGCUACUUGCAGCCCGAUGAGCAUCGGCACCGUCGACUCGAGCGAGCAGCCCACAUCCAAGCGCGCUGCCGACUGGUUACGGAGCAUCAAACUUCGGCUUCAGUUCUCGACCAGCCUGAUCGUGGACGCACUGGCAAACACUGACACACUCCCAGCAUCCUCAAUUUGUUCUCAGGAGUUCGAGCGUGCGCUGGAGCAGUUCGAGCUACAGGUCGCAGAACUUGUAUUUAGCGCCCCAAGGCAGGCACCGGUGCCACACGCCUCGGCCAACGAGGCACAGACCGCCGCACCCGCGGCGGAGCGGCGGCCCAACGACCUCGCAGUGCUGCGGGUACAGGUGGAGGAGCAACGGGCUGCGCUGGAAGCCGUCAAACGCUCCCUCGCCCGCGUGGGGGAUGCGGCCGCUGUGGACGAGAGCAAGAUCCUGCUGAAGUCUGUCAGCGGCGAGCUGCUAGAGCGCAUCCGGGCGUCCGGGAACCUAGAGGCGGUUGCUAGCACGAGUGGGACGUCGGUGAGCGGGCGCUAUGUCCGUGCGUGGCAAUCGGCAGGGCGGGAGGUGUGGAACGUCGUGGUGAUGGUGACGCCCCAGGAACGCAGCGCAUUGAUCAGGGCCGCACGCCUGGUCCGCAGCACAGGUGUGGUGGUGGCGCCUUACCUGACGUCCGUAGGGUGUGCACUGCGCAAGGAGCAACUCGGAGCUUUCGAAGGGUUUCGAGCAGCAGGGCUGAAGCCCCGAUGGAAGGGAGGGGCGGGCAUUCGGUGCCGAGGCACCUAAUCACCUAGGCUGACGGGCUAGCAGUUGACGUAGUUGGCAUUGAGUAGUACAGUCGAACACGCCUAACUUCGUUGCGCAAAGUAAGUUUCCCGGCGUUAUAAGGGCCCACCGGCCCGGGCCACUGGUACUUACGGGGACAGGAUAGCACGCAUGCUCGUGCACACCACCUUGUAACCAACAACAACA